AAAUUUCGGACUCGCUACAUCGGCCAAUCCGACGCACGCGUCUGCGGCGCGUGAAAUCCUCGAGCGCGCUGCAAUUGGCUGGCAAAAUAGGCGCGCAAGCACGGCCGGUGUGCCGUUCCGUGUGCUGAACCGAUUGAGCCAUAUUUAAGUUAAAUUGGCUGUCCUAAACAAUUGUCGGAGUAGCGGCAAAAGUCAGUCGUGUCGAAGUGUCCAAGGUGCAUUUGGGUGCAUUCGUGAUAGGUCACCUCGCGGACGGUGAAGAAAUCAGGACGAAUGUCACCCAGACGAACUCGCGCAGCCACGGUGGGACAAUCUGCUGUUUCCACUAGAUCUAAAACACAGAAAGUAAACAAUGCAGCAAACCAAGAUGUGGACAAGUCAGUGCAGAAAAUUAAGCAGUCGCAGAAAAAGACAAAGUCUGCUGCUAAGCAGCAGAUCAUUAAAGAUAAAUCGCCCAAAGUCAUAGAAUCACCGAUUAAAAAAUCCACAACGAAGAAAACUUCUCGUCGGAGGCUUAAUUUGGAUAAAAAAGGAGAAACCGAGGAUACAUCUCUGGUGCGAGACUGCAAUAUGGAUUCCAAUGAAUCGAUCAAAAUAUUAAGAGAUAACCAUUGCGACAAUAUUGCGACAGUGGAACUAAUCAGGACCAAUCUAACUCAGCUAAAUGCCACAAAAGAUUUAAAGAAAGUGUCUAAUAGUAAAUUACAACAAAAAACCUCUGGUAUGAGUGUAAAGCUAUCACCUCUCAUAGUCACUCCCAAGAGCACACCACCCAAGCUCAGUCUUACACCUCAUAGAUCUAAAAAGACCCCCAAAAAGUCGCCGAUUGCCUUAGGCUCUCCAAAGACUCAUUCAUUAGCUAUACCAAAGCUGCUUAAGAGCCCGAGAAAGUUGUCUCUUGCUGCUGCAGAUGAGGAAUCCCCUGAUAGAAAGGUAUCAGCAGCAUCACCAAAAAUUAAACACAAAAAAUCAGACAGAAAAUUAAAAACAAUGGUACGUAAAUUCUCGAAAUCUCCAAAAAUAGUAUUGAAGUUGCCGAAAUCGAAAUCAAAGUCGCACAAAUUGAAGUUAUCUCCGUCCCAGACGAGAAAGAAUUCAUUGAAAACAUCUAGUUCUACUGCUACCUCAAAUUUUAGCCAAAUUAGCGCAAACGAAUUAUCUUCACCCAAGAGAAAGAACUUGUCGCCGAUCAAACGUCGUUUAUUAAAUUCAAAGACAUUCACAAAGACAUUAACGGCUUCGCAAAUAAAAGACGUGCUGGCGGAACCAGUAGUGCUGUUGGAGAAGCUGUCGCCCGAGGAUAUAAAACGAAAAUAUACCCCUAGCAAGACCCAAUUAAAUACUUCACUCAAAGUGAAUAUAUAUCCCUUGAUUGAUGCAAGGAGAGAGAGUGAAGUAAUAGUCAAAAGAAUUUUUUCAGAUGUGUCUCCUAAGCGAAAUUCCAGUACUAAAUUAAGGAGUAGUAGCACAGAGAAAUUACGAAUUAGUAAUACUAACAAAAUAUCACCGAAAAUUAAACAUAACACAUUGAUACAAGAGAAAGAGAGGUCAUCUGUGCCCUUAAUGUCAUCUACUCCGCGAGAGGAUAAAACACAAUUAAUGGACACUAGUUUUACAUCCAAUACUUCUAUUGUUUCUGUAAAUAACACGUCCCUUAAUGCUAGAUUAAGACAUAGGAGUCAAUCCAAUGUGCACUUGUCUAGCAUAACGGAUAAAAAUACAGAUAUUGAAAAUGUAUCUAGACCUUCUUUAUUUGAUAAAGAAAUUAGUAAUACUAGUCAAUCUCGUUCUUCAAGUGUUGUGAAACGAGACGUUACUUACGACAAGAAUAAUACGAUGGAAAAGGGGCAAGGAAACAUGAAAGACAACACCUAUGAGCUGGAACAACCACAGACAUUAAAUUUGCAACAAAUGAUCAAUAACAAGCGUAUCUCAGUAAAUGCGAAUUUAAAUUUAAAAGACACUAUUAAGAAACCUAAAGUGCGCUUUGCUGAUAUAACGUCUGACUCGGCCAAUGCACGACAAUCAAUUAACAAGGUGAACGGAUCACGAUCGAGUAUAUCACAUAAUGUUAAUGCGCAACGUAGAAAUAAUGUCUUGAAUUCGGCACAUAAAUUAGAAAAGGAAACUCCAAAGUUUACUCAAAACUCACUAAUUUCUUCUUUCAAGAAAUCAAGUCCAAGAACGUAUGGAGGCACACCACAAGCUCGAGUAAGCUUGAGUAAAAUUCAAGUUACACCAAAAACUAAAGCGUUAGUUGAAAAUAAAUCAGACAAAAAAUCAUCGAUGAAAAAAAAAAUACCAAAUUUUGGAAAGAUACACGAGCAAAUGUUCGCCAAAUCGGAAUCGCUCGUAGAUGCAAAAAAACGUUUAGAAGCCAGACACCUAGCGUUCACUACAAACAAAACAAUUUCAAAAGUAAACGUGAAAACUGAAGGAAAGAAACCAUUGCCAACUGACACAAAAGAUGGUAUUCACAACAGAUUUGGGUAUAGGUUGAAAAAACCAGAAGCCACUCAUCUUGUGUUGAAAAAACAAACUGUUUUUUCAAGAGAGAAGCAGAAACAUGAAACACGAAUGAUGCUACAGGGUGUAAGAACAAAUCGACGGUUUGAACUGCAAAUGAAGGCUCGCAAUCUAGAUCCAUCGUAAAACUCCAUACUUUAUGCAGCAUGUACCUCGAUUUUUCUUUUUGUUAAUAUAAUUUAUCGUAUAAGUUUUUCUCUCUCUCGAAAUAGGUAUUUUUAUUAAUAUUCAUUUAUUUAAAAACUUUGAGGAAGAAAAAACUUUCAAGAAAUACUUCAAGUAUUUUGUUUAAUUAUAUUCAUGUAAAUAUUUUAAGAAAUGCAUGUAUCAUAUGCUGUCCUUUUUUCUUCUGAGGGAAAAUAAAUAUUGUUUUCCCUACACAUAUAAUUAAUUCUUGCUAUAUGUGUAUAAAAAAUAAUAUAAAAAUUAAUAAAAUACUGCUUUGAUAUAUGUAUGUUUGUACAAAUUUAUGUUUUCAUAAUAAGUCUAACUAUAAGUUACAUUUUUUAAUUGUUUUAUAAUUCUAACAAGCUAGAGGUAAACAUAUUUAAAAUCUUUUACAAAAUUUUAGAAUAAAAACUUUCGAAUUAAUACUUAUAUGUAAGGACAACAAAUGAUUUAACAGUUAAUAAAAUAGUGUAAGAUCAGCAUAAUUCGUAAGAUAAGCAUUAUAUAAUAUAAUUUUUGAAUUUUUUUUUUAAUUAAACCACAUUAAAUCGCACAUUUUCUAUAUUAAGCACUUAAUAAGUCACUCAAUUUAAAAAUUGAUUUGGCCAGCUUUUUAUUUAUAGAUAAGUCAUAAAUAAUGUUCGAUUUAUAUCUACAAUAAAUAUUAGCUGUUAGCAGUAUUGCCAAAUAAGCUCACAUCAAGAUUACUUAAUAAAAGUGUUCUGGUCCAUUGAAUAAUCUGUACGAAUUAACUCUUAGUACAUAUGAUGAUUUUUCGGUCCUCUACUAGAUACGAUUGAUUGUUUGCAAUUUUGAAUUAAUUUUUCAAGUAUACCAAAAUUAUUAAAUUCUUACACUUAUACUUCAAAAUUUUUUUAAAGUACUUAUUAGGAUGUACACAAAAAAUUUGUAUAUAAUGUUAAUAGUAUAUUGUGCGGUGAGUCCGGCUAUUGCCCGUAAGUGUGGGAAUUGAACGCCGAAGGCGAGUGCAUUUACCCGCUCGAACGGACAGUAAUCGAUCCGCACAUGUUGUACACAAUAUUUUUCAUUACUUGUGCGCCAAAGUAUGGUCUUUGAGUGUGAAUUAACACUGUGAGAAAAGAACCAUUUUCGACGUAUAUGUAUUAAAAAAUCAAUUACAGUGUUCCUAAUAUUGAUAUAAAAUAUUUUUUAAGAAAAUGUGCAACAUGAAUGACCCAAUCAUGUAUACUAAGGGAUAAUUGUAAAAUUACUUCUUGUAAUCUUACAAUUAGAGAAUGUAAUUUGAACAUUAUUUCUAAAACCCUGUUUUUUGUAUAUGUACACACACACAUACACACACACGUAGAUAUAUAUGUAUGCAUACGUACAUGUACAGGAUGUUUUGAUGUGCAUUAUUUAAUAAUGUUUAUGAUAGAACCAUAAUUUUUCUAAUUAAUCUUGAGAGUAUCUUUGACUUUGAAACAUAAUGCGGAAAGAGCCCAGCCUCCUCAAAAAUUAUGUAUUACAUCACCGAAAGAUUAUUUCAAUAUAAAAACGCCAUGAAAGCUGUUUUUUUGUCAGACAGCUUGAAAAUAUAAAAUAAAUAUUAUGUCUAAUUAAUCCAUCAUAAUAGGGAAAGAUCAGUUGAGUUUUUGCAAUGUAAGAGAUAAUACCAGAAUAAAUCUUUAAUUGAGAGUCUGAAUUUGACUUUAUAAGUUAAAGUCUUUUUAAUGAAGACUCUGACAAUGUAAGGUUAUUGAAAAAUUUAUGUGGUAUUUGUAUCCAAAAUGUGCUAAGAAGAAAAAGGAAUUAACAUUCAAAGUAAUACUGGCUUUACUUUGCUAAAGAUUUUUUUAAUGAGUGUAAAAUUAUCAAGAAGUCCAUAAUUUAUGUAAAUAUAUUUUGUAAAAAAGGGCAAAUUCAGUCUCAGAAUGUAAUCUCAGAAAAAAAGAAUGCAAUAAAAUCAUGUAUUGUGUUCUAAUAAAGCUUUUUAUCUUACCAGGCAUUUUCAAAAUAUUAUGUCCUGCUUUGAAAAGGGGAUUCAUAGAAAAAAAGCAGGAAGAAAAAUUUUAUUUCUUUUCUCUUAUUUUUAUGGAAGUCUCAGUUAGUGUUUCUGGAAUGAUGCGUGUAGUUUAAUUUUUAAGAUUGUUUUGAAUUCAAUUUUUUAAAAUUAUAGCUAUGGCUCAUUGGCUGCAUAGAAUUCCACAAACAACUUAAAGACUGUAGAUUAGACUAAAAAUCUUGAAUUUAAGAUUAGAUUAGACAAAAUAUUACAUUUAGGAUUCAAUUCUUCUAGAAGUAAUGAACGCAACAGAUGAUAUUUAUCCACAAUCAGUUUGUCGUUAUCUGUGUAAAAUUAUUCAAAUAAAAUAAUUUUAUUUUUAUUUA
This is a messenger RNA of Monomorium pharaonis (pharaoh ant), 5043 nucleotides long. RefSeq lists its product as uncharacterized. The coding region runs from base 274 to 2652 and encodes 792 amino acids. Lineage: Eukaryota; Metazoa; Arthropoda; Insecta; Hymenoptera; Formicidae. The record is from RefSeq and is a predicted model, not a curated record. The transcript has 5 exons.